This is a messenger RNA of Rhineura floridana, 982 nucleotides long. RefSeq names its product stathmin 1 (gene STMN1). Lineage: Eukaryota; Metazoa; Chordata; Lepidosauria; Squamata; Rhineuridae. The transcript is spliced from 5 exons. Gene Ontology annotation, molecular function: tubulin binding. Gene Ontology annotation, cellular component: neuron projection; cytoplasm. Bases 152 to 601 code for a protein of 149 amino acids. The record is from RefSeq and is a predicted model, not a curated record. Gene Ontology annotation, biological process: microtubule depolymerization; regulation of microtubule polymerization or depolymerization; neuron projection development.
CGGCCAAUAGAGGGCGUGGCCAGCGCGGGUCACGUGCCUUUGUUUGGCGCUUUUGGGGAGCGGGCAGGGCAGUUAGAGACUGAGUCUGUGUGUAGCUGCUGCGGUGACAGGAGCAGUGCUCACUUGGAAUUCCUGUGGCAAAUUCUUAGCCAUGGCUUCUUCUGACAUUCAGGUGAAAGAACUAGAAAAACGUGCUUCUGGGCAGGCGUUUGAAUUGAUACUUGGUCCUCCUUCAAAAGAAGCUGUUCCAGAGUUUCCCCUCUCUCCUCCAAAGAAAAAAGAUCUCUCAUUGGAAGAAAUUCAAAGGAAGCUAGAAGCUGCUGAAGAAAGGCGCAAGUCCCAUGAAGCUGAAGUGUUGAAGCAACUAGCUGAAAAACGAGAGCAUGAAAAAGAAGUGCUGCAGAAGGCAAUUGAAGAGAAUAACAACUUCAGCAAAAUGGCAGAGGAAAAGUUGACCCACAAAAUGGAAGCUAACAAAGAGAACAGAGAAGCACAAAUGGCUGCUAAGCUGGAGCGCUUGAGAGAGAAAGACAAGCAUAUUGAAGAAGUACGGAAGAACAAAGAAGGAGGCAAAGAAUCUGGUGACAAUGAAAGUGACUGACUUAAACUGGAAACACUGUCUCCCCUUUGUCUAAAUAUCCAAAGACUGUAUUGGCCAGUGUUUUUGUUAAGUUUCUAGAAAACUGAUGUAGAGCUGUAUAGUUAGAUCCAACUGUACAUUUGCUUUGGGAAACUAGAGGGGAGCCCUUUCAUGUUCACUUUUUCUAAAAUGUUGUCUUUCCAGUGUAGCUAUCUUGUUGCAUUUCUUUUAUUCCAGUGCAUUUGUUCCUGGAUUGAUGGCUAGUGCUGUAUUCCGCUCUGAUAUUUUUGAACGGAAUAUGUAGUGUAAUGCUCAUGUUGAAUCUGUUACACUUCAGAAUCUGUCAGUCUGAAACAUAUUACUGUAACCAAGUGACUUAAUAAAAGCUGCACAGUGCUGUUA